CAACAACAGUUCCACAUUUGGCAUCUACCGCUACACAAUGUUUUCUCUGGCCGUUUUGUUUUCUCUUAUACUUUUGUCAGAACAAUGCUGCUUUCCUUCAGAAUGGGAAGCUGAUGAGUUAGUUACUACCGCUACAAAGAGUGCUGGAAAGACGAUUCCAACUGUCUCUAAGGCUAUGUUGAAACUAAGCUGGGAUACACCAUUGAGGCGGUAUGCAUCUUCAGGAACUUACAUUGCUAACGGAGGCUAUACUGGCAACUUCAGAUCAUUGGCCGACUAUAUCUCUAAUGUCCUUUAUGAAGUUGUCGAUGGUAAAUGUAAUGUCACAAGAAUUAUGAAAUCCUUUUCAAAUGUCACGUGUACACCCGCUAAUGCACAGAAAAGUUCUCCUGUGUACCUAGGACUUAACCAAUUACAAAUUACACAGUAUACAUAUCAACAAGAUGGUACGACGGUUUAUGCUAACUAUGCCACUGGAUGUGUACCUGUAUCCUACAGCAGUUUUGGUAGUAGUGCUAACAAGGAUCGAGUAUAUAGAAGUGGAUCGUUUGAGAAUCUCACUGUCGGUAUAAAAGAUAGAUCUAUAUUUAAUAUACCUCCAGAAUGUCGUGGUACAUCUUUGAAUACAUUGGGAUAACAAGAAUCCUCGCUGUAGCCCAGGAAAUUUGGACUUUUGAGUCGUUUUGUGUAUCAAUUUAAUUAAAUUAUUUGAUCUUAAAUGCAUAAAUUUACAUUUCAUCUAAGAAGUUACUUUGGUUCAUGUGUUACAUAUAUAGACAGUUGUUUCAGGAGCGCAAGAUCCUCGAAAAUCAUUUCAAAAAGUGUGAACAUAACUAUUUUUUGAUGUCUGCUCAACCUAUAGAAGCGAGCGUUUUCAAAAUAUAAAGCUGUAAUUUUUAUCGAUAUUGAUUUGGAAUACUAGUAUACAGUUUCGAGAAAAAUAGUAUAUAGCGAUCGACAUAUUCAAAUAAAAUACUUAAAUUCAUCAUGAAGGUCAAUAAAAACUCACCAAAGAUA
Mytilus californianus (California mussel) is the source of this 1017-nucleotide messenger RNA. RefSeq lists its product as uncharacterized. Lineage: Eukaryota; Metazoa; Mollusca; Bivalvia; Mytilida; Mytilidae. Gene Ontology annotation, cellular component: lysosome; extracellular region. The record is from RefSeq and is a predicted model, not a curated record. Gene Ontology annotation, biological process: cell-matrix adhesion. The transcript is spliced from 6 exons. Bases 38 to 637 code for a protein of 199 amino acids. Gene Ontology annotation, molecular function: calcium ion binding.